This is a messenger RNA of Penicillium mononematosum, 759 nucleotides long. RefSeq lists its product as uncharacterized. The transcript is spliced from 5 exons. NCBI's taxonomy places the organism in Eukaryota, Fungi, Ascomycota, Eurotiomycetes, Eurotiales, Aspergillaceae. Bases 1 to 759 code for a protein of 252 amino acids. The record is from RefSeq and is a predicted model, not a curated record.
AUGCCUCCAAAACGAAAGCACGUGGGCGACGAUGCCUCGCAGGAAGACGACUCCAAGCGCUACGCCUAUCUGAAGCCUCAUGUCCGCCGUGUCCCAGAGAAGACCAUCAAGUCGAAAUGGGCCCCUCUGCCAGAACCCGUCCAGGGAAAGGUCAUGGACAUGUUCCACUCCCUCGAACGACCGGUGAUAAUGCGGAAUCACAAUGAGUGCAAACGAAUUGAGGCACAAGGUGCUGUGCAAGCGGUCGUGCGAAAUUUAGGCAAACGACUCCCGCGAAUGCCAUUUCCGCCCAUAACGAAGGACUCGAGCUUCGACUACGAAUCUGCGCUGAAUGAGCACCGCUCCCUCGAGGGCCAUUUAGCUACAAUGAAUGAUAGUGUCGAUCUACUAAAAGCCGAGAUCGCCAAAGAAGAAGCCCUCCUUGCUGGAGAAACAAAGUCGCUCCAGGAAAUGGACAAGAAUGCCAAACGGGCCGAGGCUGAAAGGAAACGACAGACGAAAAAUGAGCACCCCGUGCUCCGACAGUUGGAUGCACUUCCUCAAACUGAGGGGUCCUCUGAGUUCGCGCUUCUCGGCGCCAAAGAUAGCCAAGUGACUCUAGACGAAUUGGAGACCGACCCUGAAGUCCAAGGACUCAUGAAGCAACUGCAUGGCCAUCUUCAAUCCAUGCAAAGCAAUACCGCCCCCUUCGCAGGACUUGGGGAUGCCAUCACUCGCUCACAAGCUGCCUUGGAUUUAUACUCGAUGCCGAACGACUGA